This is a messenger RNA of Alligator mississippiensis (American alligator), 6172 nucleotides long. It is a transcript of the gene CBLN2, whose product is annotated as cerebellin 2 precursor. The coding region runs from base 613 to 1302 and encodes 229 amino acids. The transcript is spliced from 5 exons. Gene Ontology annotation, molecular function: protein binding. NCBI's taxonomy places the organism in Eukaryota, Metazoa, Chordata, Crocodylia, Alligatoridae. The record is from RefSeq and is a predicted model, not a curated record.
UUCAGGGGACAGAAGCGGGGCCUCAGGGGCUGGCCCCUCUGGAGGCUCUGCCCACCCCUACAGCUGCCCAGCUGCAAACAGCUGCGUGGACUUUCCUUUGGUUCAAUCCCAAUUCACUGGGGGGUGGGAGAAGAAAGCUGCCAACUAGGCAGGGCUGCCAAAGGAGCUGAAAGGAACAGGCAGAUGCAAUCUUUGCACAGGGAAGCCCCCCUGGGAAAGGACAAGAGUGGGAGAAAGUCCCCUGCCCCCCCAGCUCCCAGGGAUGGCAGGAGUGUAGCUGUUCUGAAUGCAGCUCAGGGCACUGGGCAGAGCCCCCCCAGACUGGGAGGUCACUGAAGAGGGGGCUCCUGCUGGGAGAGUCUCCCCAGGGCAAGCUAGGAUGUGUGUCCACGCCUGGAGCACCAUCUCAGCUCAUUUUCUCUAAGCAAUACAACUUCACGGACAGCUACCUAGCCAGCCCUCCUCUCUCCCAUCAUGGACCUACCAGGCUGCGCGCCGCCCGCCCUUUGAGGACGCCGUGCCGCGGAGGAGGAGGAGGAGGAGGACCUAGCCCCCUUGGCACCCCCCCGCCCCCGGGGCCGGAGAGCGGCGGAGGGCAGAGGCGCAGCCCCCAUGCCGGCGCCCGGGCGGAGCGGGAGCGGGAGCGGCUGCCGGGCCGUGCCGAGGAUGCCGCGGCGGCGGAGGGGGGCGGCGGCGGAGCCCGCGGGCUGCUGCUCCUGCCUGGCGGCGGCGCUGCCCCUGCUGCUGCUGCUGCUGCCCGCCGGCUGCCCGGUGCGGGCGCAGAACGACACGGAGCCCAUCGUGCUGGAGGGCAAGUGCCUGGUGGUGUGCGACUCCAGCCCGUCGGCGGACGGCGCCAUCACCUCUUCGCUCGGCAUCUCCGUGCGCUCGGGCAGCGCCAAGGUGGCCUUCUCGGCCACGCGCAGCACCAACCACGAGCCGUCCGAGAUGAGCAACCGCACCAUGACCAUCUACUUCGACCAGGUAUUAGUUAAUAUUGGCAACCAUUUUGAUCUUGCUUCCAGUAUAUUUGUAGCACCACGGAAAGGGAUUUAUAGCUUCAGUUUCCAUGUGGUCAAGGUCUAUAACAGACAGACUAUCCAGGUAAGUUUAAUGCAAAACGGCUACCCGGUGAUUUCAGCUUUUGCAGGCGACCAGGAUGUCACCAGAGAAGCAGCCAGCAAUGGAGUCUUGCUCCUAAUGGAAAGAGAAGACAAAGUGCAUCUCAAACUGGAAAGAGGGAACCUCAUGGGAGGGUGGAAAUACUCAACCUUUUCUGGCUUCUUAGUUUUUCCACUAUAAAGAAACCAAAUGGGAGCCAGACCUUCGAGCUGGAGCAAGGAGUCCAUCCUUAAUGAGACCCCCUGAACUUGGCAGAACAUGACACUAUUUCCCCCACCCAGUGAGACUGUCGUGGUAGAAGAACGAUGACCUUCGAAACUCCAAUAUUUGCUUUGAAUAUUGACAAUUCCUCCGGAAACCUACGCCUCUAAUUAGUUUUAGAUGACGGUGAUCUUUAGGAGAAAUGAAAUGAUCGACCUGAGCAAUUUGUAUCUGUGAUUGUAAAGUCAAUUUCGGAUUUUAUUGUUGGGAUCAUUGACUUUUUUUUUUCCUUUCUGUUGUUGUUGUCCUGAUGAGACAAGUAGCUCGGACCACGCGAUGGCUUGUCAAAGGCUCCCUGCAGAGACAGAAGAAUCCACCACCCGAUUAAAUGUUCUUUCAGUGCUUUCUUUCUUUGUGUUGUAUAGCCUUAAGGGAAAAAAAAACAAUAACAAAAAAAGCAAAAUGAACAAAAAAAAAGGCUUCAGUUUCAGUCCUGUAUUUUCUGGGGGAAGGGGUAUUCUGGACAUUACUGUGUCAAGAAGUGCUUUAUCCAGUGAAGCAAAAUUUGCACGAUUGGAACCUAUUUCGUUUUUGUGUUUGUUCGUGUUUUUCAUCAACUUUUUUUUUCUUUUCUGAUUUUUUUGUGCUAAAAGUGUAAGCUAGUUUGAUCAGUAAGAUAAAACAAAGCACAUACCUAUCUGUAGCUCUAAGUAAAACUAACCAAUGAACAGUUUUGUCUGCUCUUUCCAACUGAUCUUUAUAGACUCAUUUUAGAAAGAGAGAGAGAGCUACCUGAUCCUUGAGUUACAAUCUGGAACUGGGCAAGGAAAUGACAUUCCUGAAUUGUCCUGGCAUUUCUAGAAGCAACAAUGGAGGCUUUGAAUAUCGUACCGACCAUGCCCUAAAAUAUAUUGUUUCUUUGCAUUCCAGAGUGUAUUUUGGUGCUUUUAUCUGAUAUUUAUUUGAUGUGCUUGUUCACUAAUGCCUGACUACACAUUGUGGGAGCACUUAAGGAUGACAGAUCAAAAUCUUUCCCCUCCAAGCUAAAUAAAAGAGGAUGUUCACUCUGCCUGCCAGCAUCAGGCAUAUCAACAGUUUCUAUUGGCUUCUUUGCCAGCACAUGGGGAUGGGAUAUUGGAGGCCUGAGAUUUCAGGUUUAUACAGUAUCUGUGAAUUCACCAUAAGUUAUAUUGGUUUUGUUUAUUUACUGCCUGUAUAAGCUUCUUCUUCUAAUACACAGGGUCCAAAGAGUUCUGGGUAUAGACUCCAUUCUGUACUGCAUAGCAGGAAAAGUCACUGAUUCCAAAUGCUAAAAGAUGACACCUCAGGUUGAAUUCAAAUUCAUCAUCUUUGUCUCAAGGUAACCAAAAUGCUGGACAUUUUAAAAUUCAGCAUCAAUGGGUAUGACAUCCUUCUUGCUUUUUGAAUUCUAUCCAAGGAUCAGAGUAUUUGAUUGUGUGCUUGAGAGAGACUGUACUCAUUCAAAGAGAUCUUUUGUGAGAUAUCUUAUUUUCUUUUAUAUUUAUUUGUCUUGCUAUUAAGUCCAUAUGUGACUGGGUGGAUUGGAGUAUUUUAGUCAGAUUCUCUCCUCUACCACAACUUAAAUGAAAAGAUAUUUGCAACAUGUCAGUGGUGGAUAUGUUGUAUUAGAAAAUCAUGGCGAUGUCAUUCAUUGUAAAUUUAUCAUUGAAGGGACACAACAAGUUAAAAAAUCUUAUAUUCUUAAGAAAUCCUUAUCUGUGUUGCUUAUAAUACCUCAGAUUAUUAAAAUUGAAGAAAAUUUAAAAAUCCAAUGUAUGCUUACCAUUUAUGCUGUUUGUUUACUUUGGCACUUCAUUAAGUUUGGCAAAUGAAAAACUAGUCACAUUCACUUUUGCUUUUAGAUACUUACACUUUGUGGUUCUCAUGCACAACGACUGUAUUUUGUGCUUUCAAACCCUUCAGGGGCAUGCAUAAAUCUAAAUGGAAAAAAUAUUUCCAUUGAAAUAAAAAGUAAUCAUGAAAAUAACUGUAUUAAUAUUAGCCAUUUCAAAACAUAUUUUAAAUCUACUUUUGGUUAUAAUUUAUCCAACAGAGUCCCCUCAGAAAGUAGACACUAAAGGGGAAGCAGGGACCUUAUCUUGCAGUUUCUAAGCUAACUCCAUGGGCUCCUCUGCACAAGAUGCUACUUCAGUGGUUACUGCACAUUUAUUUAGUAUUUGUAUAAUCAAGUACUAAAUAAAUGCACAGUAACCAGAGUUACUGUGCAGUAGCAUUUGUGAAUAUCUUUUAAGUGGUGUUACUGCGCAGUAGCCUAAUAAUACUGUCCAAUAGCAUAUUAGUACUGUUAGUCCUGUGAUAUGCUACUGCGUAGUAUUAUUCAGGUACUGCACAGUUAGUACCUUGUGUACAUGUGCCCCCUGACAAUUUUUUUUGUAAUCCUGCAUAUUAUAAUCAGUUGAGACUUUCCACUGCCCUCAACUUUGUCAGCAUGACAAGGUGAGAAGGACUUACCCCUGAUUCUGACCUUAGUUAAGAUGUUCAGUGAACAGAUUUCUCCAAAAUAGAGAUGUUCUGGAAGGUUACUGGUGUCGCUGAAUUUGCAGAAUCUCCAGUAGAAACCCCUCUUCCUCUUCAAGUGCAGCCAUCUCUUCCUAAUUUAUUUCUUAAAACUUAAUGGACAGAUCAGAAUUUCAACCUGUCUCUGGGUUGGAGGAAUGUCUCUGAUACAUUAUUCAUUGCCUUUCUGUCUUCUUCCAGUCCUGUGCAUCUCAUGCAAGGGUAUGCAUUUAGGAAAGUAAUAUAGAAUUUUAAAUGAAGUGCAAACUGUAUUGCAUAUUAUUAUUUCACAGCAGCUACACUGAGAGCUGUUUUCCUCUUCCCAGAGAAUUCUCUGAAAAUGUUAGCUCCCUUCCCUCCCCACUAUUUUCUUUUGCUUUAAAUGCAGUUGCUGAAUCAAAAAGGGCCCAAUCUGGUCUCGUUGAAGCAAACUGAUGCUUCAAAAGGAGCUGCGAUGUUCCAGUAGCCUGUUUGUAUCAGAAAGGGCAGAUACAGAUACACAGUAUUUCAGAAAUCAAGAAGAAACAUUAAUCGAGUUUGAUUAAAAACAACAACAACCACCUCCUAAUACAGCUAUAAUUGACAGUAAAUUUAAUUAAAAGAGAUUUAGGGUUUAAUGUGCAAGCAGUGAGAAGGUAAUGCAAUAGAAAUAGUGGCCAACAGGAGCCUGUAGAAAAGUGUCAGGGUGCCCCCAGCAGCUGCUCUAGGUGGGGAACUGAAACUCCUAAUGUUUCUUCUUUGCUGCUCAUUGGAUGAUGGAAACCAGGAGCUGCAUCAGACAUAGAGAAACAAUUACAAUGCAUCCCACUGAAUUCCUAUAGCACAAACACAGUUGGCACUUUGUCCUUCAGGUCUGUAUGCCUUCAGCUCCCACUGGAGGCAGGAGGAUGCUCAGAAUCUCUCAGGAGUGAUCAUUACUUUGCAGGAUUGAUUUGUUUGUGCUGGGAAAUACAAGACCAAAAAGAUACUCAGGAAUUCCCUUGCUUUUGUCAGGUUUUCUCUUCCUCCCUCCCUGCCUUUUAUCUUUAAAAAAGAGCAUCUUGUUUCUAUUGGGGGAUGAUUCUAUUUACUCUUAAACUAACUGUGCCCAAGUAAAGGGCAAGUUUAGAACUUGUCUACAGACUGGGUUAUUUAGGAAUACCUGAACAUAUAUUAAAGUAGUAAAUAAGGAGGCAUUCUUAUCACGGAAUAAUAUUAAUGAUGCAUGUAUUUAUUAGGAAUAGUGACUGCACUUUAAAUUCCUACCCUACUCUAGUCCACAUUCAUUUCCAAUUGUUGACAAGUCCCUAGAUAGCUAGCGUCAUCAAUGAGUUACUUUUAUCAUUACCAUGGAAAAUGAUUUGUCAGCAUAAAGUCUCUAAAACUAAUUUGUAAAAAAAAUAAAUAUAUUUGUUAAAGAGACAGUGCAUGGACCAAACAUUAAGUUGCACAACAAACACCAUCUCUAUAGUUAUAUUUGGCUUAAUGGCUUAAUGGAUCAAGGGGGGGAGUUGUUUUGUUUUUUUAAUAGUAUGUGAGCCCAGCUGUUGCUAAAUGCACUUCUUUCUGUUUUAUCAGACUCCUUAUUUGGCUUGGUUUCAUCUAUUAGAAUGAUUUGACACAUAACAUGUAGUCAUUGAUCAGAAAGCUAACUAGAUCAUAUUUCAUUAUGCUGUAAAUGCUUGGAAUUUAGAGAGGUAUAUCACAACUGCAUACCUCUGAUCUGAUACUUACAUUAUCAAGUAGGGCAAACUGAAAGUCUGCUUUCUUAGCAAAAUUUCUGAGUGCAAGGACUACUCCUGGUUGUCUAACUCAGCAUUUCUCAACCUGUGGUACAUGUACCACCAGUGAUAUGCAAACAACCUGUCAGUGGUAUGCGUUAAUGGAUUUAUUAUAAGUACUUUAUAUGACAAAAAUUUGCUGGUGGUACUUAAGGUUAUAUCAUUUUAAAUUGGUGGUGCACAAUCUCUCAGAGUUUGGGAACCAUUGGUCUAACUCACAUGAAAAAAUUCUAUUGAUAUAGAUGGGGCUACGUGCAUGGAUAAUCUGGACAGGAUUAGGUCUGAAUUAGGGAAGAAAAAGCCAUCUGUCAUAGGAUCUAAUCUUGCUUACUUUAAAACUUAGUGGUAAUAACACCAUUGACUUUUGUGGGAUCCCAUAUCUGCCUUGGACAACAUUCUUCAGCUUAAAAGUCUUAUCGUAUUGAUCAUAAAUCUGUUAAUGUAACUUGAAUCCUAGAUAAAUCUCUUUAACUCAAGGCAUUAUAAAUCAAUCUUCAAAACAAGCACAUUUCUGGUUUUACAUAACUUAAUAAACCAUACAUUUGAUUUUU